CUCAAGCUUCUCCCCUCUUAAAACCCAUCAAACACACCUUCAGAAGGCUCAUUUAUUUUCAUCGGCAAUUGUUCUCCAUUUCUGUUGAUUUGGUCCUGUGUGCCAUUAUAAGAUCUACUAAAGCUUCCCAUCUUUCAUCUAGUUAUCGUUUGGUAACUGAUCGGCGUAGCUUUUUCUCCUCUGAUCUGGUCUUCGGAGAGAGCAGAGCUACUUUACUUUCCCUUUUCCUUCUUGUGCGGCUUUUGGAGCCAAUUCAGAGCCAGAUUUGGGAGGUAGUCGAUCAUUUCCAAUCACUAUGAUCUGCUCCCUCAAGCACUCUGCUCUAUCUCCCACAACAAUCAAUGGAUCUGAUCCGGUUGUCCGCCGGAAUACACAGUUGGCGGCGGGGAAAGCCUUCUUCUUGUCACCGAUUGGUGCGCCCAAGGGUUUGAAAGGCUCUCUUUUGGUGUCGAAGCCUUUGCAUCUCACCUCAAUUGAGGCUUUUUCACCCAAGGAGAGGAAUGCGCCGCCGCGGUCGAUCGUGUGCAAGGCUUAUGAAGCGGAGCCGGUUGAUGCUGGGGAAGCGAAACCGGAGGCUGCGAGGAAGGCGAAGAUCGGAGUUUAUUUUGCGACCUGGUGGGCGUUGAAUGUCGUUUUCAAUAUCUACAACAAGAAAGUGUUGAAUGCGUUUCCCUACCCGUGGCUGACGUCGACGCUGUCGCUUGCUUGUGGGUCUCUUAUGAUGUUGAUUUCCUGGGCUACGAGGAUUACACCGGCUCCCAAGACCGAUUUCGAAUUCUGGAAGACUCUGCUCCCUGUUGCGGUGGCACAUACAAUUGGGCACGUUGCUGCAACAGUGAGUAUGUCUAAGGUUGCAGUUUCGUUCACGCACAUCAUCAAGAGUGGUGAGCCAGCAUUCAGUGUCUUGGUCUCUAGAUUCAUCCUGGGAGAGUCUUUCCCUGCCGGAGUUUACUUGUCCCUCCUCCCAAUUAUUGGUGGUUGUGCUCUUGCUGCUGUCACCGAGCUCAACUUUAACAUGAUAGGUUUUAUGGGGGCCAUGAUCUCCAACUUGGCGUUUGUAUUUAGGAACAUAUUUUCGAAGAAGGGUAUGAAGGGAAAGUCAGUCAGUGGAAUGAACUACUACGCUUGUCUCUCUAUGUUGUCCUUGUUGAUUCUCACACCUUUCGCCAUUGCUGUUGAGGGGCCACAGAUGUGGGCUGCUGGGUGGCAAAACGCCCUUUCUCAGAUUGGACCCAACUUCGUCUGAUUUGUCAUUUAUGGUGUUACAUUCUAUGCCAUUAUAUGAUUGGUCAUGUUUGCGGUGAAACCCAUGAAUGGUGUGUAGUAUGCCACCUCAUCUGUUCUCAAUAAUUUACAUUAUAUGGCUGUUAACAAGUAGAUGGUUCUGUAGCUGAACACACAAACAUGACUGGAUUGCAAACUGGUGGGUAGCCGCACAAAGUGUGUUCUAUCAUCUUUACAACCAGGUUUCGUACAUGUCGUUGGAUGAGAUCUCUCCCUUGACGUUUAGCAUUGGGAACACCAUGAAACGGAUAUCCGUCAUCGUUUCCUCGAUCAUCAUCUUCCGCACACCUGUCCAGCCCGUCAAUGCUUUGGGAGCUGCCAUCGCCGUCCUUGGAACCUUCUUGUAUUCCCAGGCUAAGCAAUGAUCUAGAAGUGGGGAAGAAUAAGAAAGGAAGAGGUGUCUAAAAGCAAUUCUUGUUGGGUUUGGUAGGGUUUGGUUAAGCAAAGGUGGAAUGUGGAUGAUGAAGUAAAGGAAAAAAAUGUUUAAUUGUCAAAGAGGAUGGUCUGAAAUGCAGACAACAGAGACCAUGAGGACUGGUUCUUUUUAAUUUUGCUAUACAUUUGUUGUUUUGUAGAUAAUAAGGUGAAAUAGUUAAGAGUGGAAGAAAAGAAAAGACGGUAGGAAUGAUGAUAAUAAUUUUGUGCCUCAUUAACAGGAGCAGCAAGAAGCUGUCGGCGGGAGCGCGAGUAUUCUUCUUCACUUUUUUUCCGCAGCUUGCUUUGCUGAACAGAGUUUGAGUUGAGCUACUUUGUGUUCUAAUUUUACAUUUUUUGGCAAAAUAAAACCGGGAGAGCCAAGAAAUCCCUCCGUAGUCCGCAUUUUGUUUCAACCAUUGCUCGAUUAAAUCAACACAAAUAUAUCGAACGGUUCACUUUUGAUAAACAUAGACAUAGCAACCUAAGAU
Linum tenue is the source of this 2189-nucleotide messenger RNA. Lineage: Eukaryota; Viridiplantae; Streptophyta; Magnoliopsida; Malpighiales; Linaceae. The record is from the annotation of a GenBank genome assembly.